Helobdella robusta is the source of this 561-nucleotide messenger RNA. RefSeq lists its product as hypothetical. Gene Ontology annotation, biological process: dTTP biosynthetic process; dTDP biosynthetic process; dUDP biosynthetic process. NCBI's taxonomy places the organism in Eukaryota, Metazoa, Annelida, Clitellata, Rhynchobdellida, Glossiphoniidae. The transcript has 4 exons. The record is from RefSeq and is a predicted model, not a curated record. The coding region runs from base 1 to 561 and encodes 186 amino acids. Gene Ontology annotation, cellular component: nucleus; cytoplasm; mitochondrion. Gene Ontology annotation, molecular function: dTMP kinase activity; ATP binding.
AUGGGUGGAUCGGAUAGUAAUGCUAAUGAGAAACGUGGAUGUUUCAUCGUGCUGGAGGGAUGUGACAGAAGUGGAAAGACAACUCAAUGCAAGUUGAUCACCGAAAAAUUAAACUCUGAAAAUAUUCCGGCCCAUCAUCUCCAUUAUCCAAAAAGAUCAACAUGCAUUGGCUCUCUAGUAGAUGCCUACCUCACCAAACGUCUGACACUCAGCGACGAGCAAAUUCAUCUUCUGUUUGCCAUUAACAGGAGGGAGACCAUUGUCGAAAUAGAGGAAUAUUUAAAUAAUGGGACAUCACUAAUUGUCGACCGCUACUCAUUCUCGGGAAUUGCAUAUUCUUCUGUUAAAAAGGGCAUGGAUUUGGCAUUCUGCAGAGCAACAGAGUUAGGCCUACCCAAGCCAGAUGCUACUAUAUUUCUGGACAGCUCCAUCGCUGAUCGAAAAUCCAGAAAUGCUUUUGGAGAUGAGAUUUAUGAGAAUGAGGAUACACAAAGUAGGGUUUAUCAGUUCUAUAAAGAUCAUUUCUUUCCUGAUAUGAAGGUUAUUUUUUUGUACAGGUAG